This is a messenger RNA of Rubroshorea leprosula, 1720 nucleotides long. The record is from the annotation of a GenBank genome assembly. Lineage: Eukaryota; Viridiplantae; Streptophyta; Magnoliopsida; Malvales; Dipterocarpaceae.
CCCUUCUUCCGUUAAUGCAGUAAUUUGUGGAUUUGCAAUUUUCAAUGGACAGUUCACUUAUGCGACUGGUGAGGGGCUGACCACAAGUGCCUUCUACCAAUUUGUGGGGGCCUUCUUCAAGUUCAGGGUCAAUAACCAGGAGAGAUGAAAUAUAGCUUCUCUUGCAAGGCAUUGUGACAGAGGUCUGGUCUGAUGAUGACACCAGCCAUCCAACUCAGGUAAGAAUUUUUCAUUUCUGUUUGGCUGCACUUUACAAAAGUUUGCAGAGUCAUGUGCUUGCAUUCACUUGACCCUGCUGUAUGGAGGUGCUUCAUUGCUUUUGCUAGUAGGUCUUUCAAGUGCUUCACUAACUCCUAAAACAAAUAUGAGUUUGUUUGCUUGCUGCAUCUUUUAUAUGGUGCACACAAGCACUUAUGAGUAUUAGACUUAGUUUUGCACAUUGCAGCUGUUCCUGUAAUUUUUAGGUUUAAUUUUUGGUUGCCUUGCAACUGGUGAAAGUAUUGAUCAUCAAACAAAAUCAAUAACUCUGGAACCUAAGAAGAGGUAUUUAAGUGUUUGACUUUUCUGUUGAAUGAGUUUCAUUGGUGUAGAAGCUUGUGUGUGUAGUCAAAGCAAUUGAGGGUUGCCUAUUGGAGAAACUAUUCUACUACAUAUUUCACAUGCAAAACUAUUUUACAUGCACUGUCUACCAAAGAAGAUAGGAAAUGCAAGGUCUGUAAAUUAUAAAGUAUUUUGUAUGUGGUCUUCUCAUGCUUCACAAACUUUUCAUGGUAGGAGACAAUCAUCCCUAUCCAUUCAUUUGAACUCUAUUUAAUUUACUUGUCACAUCGAAUGCUGGACUUCUUGCAUAUUUAUUUGGUAUUUAUUGCACUAAUUUUUCACUCAUCAUGUUUAUGGAAAUUGUAAAAGACGAGUGAGAUUUUGGGGGAAUUUAAUUAAAAUGGAUGUUUGAAGUAACUUGUCCCUUUUCAUUCCACAAAUUGAAUUCUCAAGAAUCAAAAGGAACUAAACUUAAUUUCAAAAAUAGUCCGUUGGACCAACAUUCGUCACUGCUUCAAUCUCCCAGUUUCAAUUUACUCAAAUCAUGAUCAGUUCCCAUCCUGAAAGGGGGAUUAGACUUGUUUUCCUUUAGAAUAAUAUUCUCAAUCUUAAAGUCUAUGUAACAGGAGUUAAUGAGUUCUAUUGGGUGAAUGAAUUGUAAUUCUUUAACAAAUCUUUUUCUUUUUAUAUUAUAGUUUAAAAAAACAAAAAAAUUGUGUUCAAUACAGUCACAAUCUCUCAUCUUCAAGAGCCUACAAUAUUUCCCAUAAAAAAUGGUUACCUCUAGUCUCGGCCUCUUUCAAUGAAAUGGUGUGUGAAUUAGUUGAUAAUCAAGUAUUGCUUUCUGAUUGAUGGAAAAAAAAAAAUUUUAAUACUUUCUGAUUGUUGCUCAACUUUAUUGGAUGUGUCCUGAGGUGCUACAUGCUACGUGCUACCAGUCACUUUCGAGCUUAUUCUUCUACAGUUCUACCAGCAAAGCAAUCCAGCACCAUAUCUUCAAGAUGAUGAGCAAAUUACUUUUAAUAUUUAGGAAAUUCAACAUUUAAUUGAAGAGUCAUUGACUUGAAUCUUAACAUUUAAAUGCUCAAGUGUAGGUUGAUUCUCUUGCCUCUCAAAAUUUCAUUGACAACUGCUGGAAAUAUGGACGUUUUCUUGUCUGAAAUAACUAUUAUCAGACAAC